Messenger RNA from Pedinophyceae sp. YPF-701, 708 nucleotides. The record is from the annotation of a GenBank genome assembly. NCBI's taxonomy places the organism in Eukaryota, Viridiplantae, Chlorophyta, Pedinophyceae.
AUGGCCCGCCAGAAGGAAUUCACGCGUCGCGCUGGCCCCACUCUCGCGCAGACGGCGUACUUCGCGGUCAAGGCGAUCCCCUACCUCCUCCCGCUGCACGAAGUGCAGUGCCCCGAAAACACCCCCGCCGCGUUACAGCUCGUCAUGGACGCCUGCACCAACCUGGCGCGGCGAGACAUCAACCAGGCCCACAUCUUGGUUGGUCUAAGUGCUGUGUCUGUCCACGCGCGAGACUUGGUGGCCGCGAUGGGCGCGCAGUGCGCGGCGGUCGCAGGCCUCGCGUUCUACUCCAUGGGCGGCAGGAGCGCGCGCGUCGCGUUCGGCCUCGCCUCGGUCACGUGGGUGGCGGUGCUGGCGAUGGCGCGCGACACGGCGGGUCGCUUGCUCGACGCGUUCCCGGGCACGGCGGCCGUCACGCUGCUCGGCGGGCUGGCGCUGAUGCUGUCGCGGCGCGCGCCCGUGCGCGCGGGCCUCGCCGUGGGCGCGAUCGCGUACGCACACCUGAUGUUUUGGGUUGGGCUGUUGGGAAGGCAGCCGCAGUCGGUGUUUGGUGUCUUCGGACUCGACGUGGUCAACACGGCGGUGUGGGUCACCGCGCCGGCGGCGGUGUACGGCGCGAUCGCGACCUUCAGCAGCCGGGACUCGAGAGACGCUGCGCUUCACUCACUGAUGUUCCUGCCGCUCAUCUCUCUCAUCCGGCCGAUCUGA